Molecule: messenger RNA, 1317 nt
Organism: Schizosaccharomyces cryophilus OY26
Lineage: Eukaryota; Fungi; Ascomycota; Schizosaccharomycetes; Schizosaccharomycetales; Schizosaccharomycetaceae
Product: complexed with Cdc5 protein Cwf26
Exons: 2
Coding region: 142-1053 (303 amino acids)
Biological process (GO): mRNA splicing, via spliceosome
Cellular component (GO): RES complex; U2-type spliceosomal complex
Molecular function (GO): RNA binding
Source: RefSeq, a predicted model, not a curated record
UUCUUGCUUAACAUUCGAGAAGGGUUUCGUAUCUUUAAUAUCCAUCUUGUAACAAGAAAAGCUUAAACUACGAUCUCCCUGAGGAACUGGAAGAUGGUAAAGGGAUUGUGCAUAAGUGUGAUAUAUCUACACUAAACAACUAUGUCGAACGCAGAGUAUAUUGCAAGGAAAUAUUUGAAAAAAGACACUGGAAAGAAAAGAAAAAAGUCUAAAUCCUCAGAUUUUGUAGAAAUUCAAGAUGAAGAUGUUGCUGGAUGGAGAAAUGAGGAUGAACUAGCUGGCUAUUCAGAAGAGGCUACUUUAUUACAGGAUCAACCUACGAUUGUUAAAGACGAAAAUAUAAAAGAUUUAGAUGAAAUUGCGAUUGUUCAAAAAGCACAGGAAGCGACUGUUCCAACAACAUCACGUUGGAAACCUGUAGGAAGCACUGAGGGGAGCCAAGGAAGAGAGCCGGUAAACGAAUCAAUGGAGAAUGGUCCUGGGUAUGGAUUAGUGACUGGUAAACAAGUUUCGGAAAAAGCACGGCGGCAGCGUGAACGGGAAAACCAGGAGAUGUUCGCUAUGACGGACGAGGAAGUACGCAAAAGCAAAGAAACAGUGUACCGGGAUGCUACAGGUAGGCGUAUAGAUAUUACUCUUGCACGCCAGGAAGCACGAAAGAAAUUAGCCGAACAGGAACUGGAAAAAAGGCGUCAGAAGGAAAACCAACUUGGUGAAGUGCAAGUUCGCCAACAAGAAGAAUACCUUGAAGAAUUAGAACGACAGAAAAACGUGCCUCUUUCAAGGUAUGAAGAUGAUCCAGAAUAUAACCAGGAGCUUAAAGAAAGGGUUCGUUGGAAUGACCCUGCCGCAGCGUUUUUGACGAAACGGAAUACAGCCGCUACAAAGGCAUAUCAAGGAUAUGCUCCUCCAAACAGGUUUAACAUUCGCCCUGGGCAUCGAUGGGAUGGUAUCAUUCGGAGCAACGGAUUUGAAAAUCGUUGGUUUCAGCGACAGAAUGAGCGAAAAGCUCGCGAACACGAAGCUCAAAUGUGGGCAGUGGAAGAUAUGUAAUGAAUAUGGUUGUACUGUUUUUUGUUAUGAGAGAAUCACUUGUCCUUUCAGGAGGUAAGAAGGUAAAGUCAAGAGUAAUAGACUAGCUGACUCUUCUAUUCUUAAAAGUCUUUUUGUAUUUCCUACGAUAGUUGUGGGGUAACUUGUAACGUAUUCACUUAUAUAAAGUCUAUACUGUCUUAUCGGUUUCUCAGGUGUGAUUUUAUUCACAUUUCUCUUCCUUCUUAUUGUUUUUAUUAAAAAUGAUUUCAAACUUUUCUUCAA